Molecule: messenger RNA, 366 nt
Organism: Adineta steineri
Lineage: Eukaryota; Metazoa; Rotifera; Eurotatoria; Adinetida; Adinetidae
Source: the annotation of a GenBank genome assembly
AUGCGAUAUAUAUUAUUGAUAUUGGUUAUUACAGUACUAAUUGUUGCUGAUUUUGCUGAAGAAAUGGAUGAACAAGCAACAGAAGGUAUGUUACAUAGUGUUGAAUAUAAUGGACUAUUGGAUUCUGCUAUUAAUAAUCAGUUUGAAUCAACUUAUGUUAAACCUAUGGAUGGAACAGACGAACGCUCUUCGUUUAUACAAUGCCGAGUGAAAAGAGCGCGUGGUUGUGGGUGUGGUAGAGGUGGUAGUGGUGGUGGCAAACAACAUACAAAAAAUGCACGUCCAUCACCUCAACAAAAACAUGAAAAAGGACAAACAAGAAAGGGAGGAGAAAAAGGUGACCCAAGACGUCCAUAUAGAAAAUAA